This is a messenger RNA of Rhododendron vialii, 1702 nucleotides long. RefSeq names its product serine carboxypeptidase 1-like. Gene Ontology annotation, biological process: proteolysis. Gene Ontology annotation, cellular component: vacuole. The transcript has 6 exons. The coding region runs from base 31 to 1356 and encodes 441 amino acids. Gene Ontology annotation, molecular function: serine-type carboxypeptidase activity. Lineage: Eukaryota; Viridiplantae; Streptophyta; Magnoliopsida; Ericales; Ericaceae. The record is from RefSeq and is a predicted model, not a curated record.
AAUCCAAAAUUCCUAUUUCCAACUAAAACGAUGAAGGCACCACAAUUCAUUUGCCUGCUCCUCUGUUUCCAGCAAUUGGCUUUCUUUCCAAUUGUUAGUAGUGCAAACCAGGGUGACAACCUUAGCAAGUUGAUCAAGUCCAGGAAAUCUGAAAACCCUCCGAAUGCGGAGACACGGGUUGCGAUAGAGUUCGCAAGCAAAGAGUACUCUCCCGUGUAUCUAGGGAAUCAAUCAGGAUCGAUGGACGCUGAUAAGAUCGAUGCUCUACCGGGACAACCCGAGGGAGUGGACUUUAAUCAGUAUGCAGGCUACGUCACGGUGGAUCCAGCGGCUGGAAGAGCACUUUUCUAUUACUUUGUCGAGUCUCCGAAAAACUCUGAUACCAAUCCUCUUGUCCUGUGGCUCAAUGGAGGCCCAGGAUGCUCAUCCCUUGGAUAUGGAGCCAUGGAAGAACUGGGACCCUUCAGAGUCAACAGCGAUGGAAAAACACUCUUCAGAAAUGAAUACGCCUGGAACGAUGUGGCAAACGUGAUAUUCCUAGAAUCCCCAGCAGGAGUGGGAUUUUCAUAUUCCAACACAUCCUCCGAUUACACUACGGUCGGUGACAAGAGGACGGCCGAAGACUCGUACACCUUUCUCGUAAAUUGGCUCGAGAGGUUUCCUCAGUACAAAAGCCGAGAUUUCUACAUUGCCGGAGAGAGUUACGGUGGACAUUACGUGCCUCAACUUGCUGACACCAUCCUCUCAAAGAACAAGAUCACAAAUCAAACCGUCAUUAACCUCAAAGGAAUUGCCAUUGGGAAUGCUUGGAUAGAUGAUAACACCAGUAACCAGGGGAUCUACGACUACUACUGGACGCACGCCUUGAACUCCGAUGAAACCCAUGCCGGUAUAACCGAGAAUUGCGACUAUGUUAAUGGUAAUUUUACAAGCCAGUGCUAUCAAUAUCAAGACCAAGGAGAUGCAGAGGUUGGAGAUAUUGAUAUUUACAACAUUUAUUACCCGCUUUGCGACCCUUCUGCGCCGAAACCACCUCCCGUUGGCUCUGUCAACGACUUCGAUCCCUGCUCCGACUACUAUGUGGCAUCCUACCUAAAUUUACCAGAAGUGCAGAAAGCUCUUCACACCAUCAAUACAACUUGGUCAGCUUGCAGGUAUAUUUUCUUUUUUGAUACCCGGGGAUGCUGCCAAGCCAAGCACCCUCCUGCCAAGCAAGUGCCGGUCCGUUCAUCUCGGCACGGAUGGCUUCACUUGUGCUUCGUUGAUGAUAAUGAAUUCCACGUGAUUUUGUAUGCAGUGAUGUCCUUGGAUGGACGGAUAGCCCAUCAACGAUUCUACCAACAAUCAAGCAGCUGAUAGACAGCGGCCUUAGAUUAUGGGUAUAUAGGUUGGAGGGUAUGUGGUAGGGUACAAGGGAUUGGUGCUAACUACAGUGAGGGGAGCUGGGCAUACAGUUCCCAGCUAUCAACCACAGAGAGCUCUAAACAUGAUUUCAUCUUUCCUUCAAGGCACACUUCCUCCUCCUUACUAAAAAACAGUAAUUUUACUACUUUGAUUUGUUAUCUUUUCGAACCAAUAUUUUUUGCACUAUUGUAUCCAAAACCCGAUGCUUGGCCUCUGAAGUGUGUGAAAGAGAAGAGGAAAAUGUAAUCAAAGUACGUACGUUUGAAAUUAAAGCAAUGCUGUCUCUGUUAUUGUUUUA